UCCAAUGUCGCUCAAGGUCAAUCUAAUGUCAUACAUUUAUUAGAUCUAGAUGUAAACAAGACUUACAACUUCGGCUAAGCUUUACAGUGCAGUGUUACCAACAGAAUGGCAAGCAAGGACACAGUAAAACUAACUACAUUUCAUAGGUCUAAAUAUAUAUGCAGCAUUUCUCCAUUUGGAAUUAAACUUGAGACUUGGAUGAGACUGGCUAAAAUACCAUAUGAAACAGAAUAUGCAUGGAGUCCAAGAGCCAACAAGCAGACACAUCAGAUACCAUUUGUAACUGUCAACGGAGAACAGAUAAAUGAUUCCAAUAACAUUAUCAGGUAUUUAAGCAAGCACUUUAAGGUGAACACAGAUGAAUAUCUGACCAAGGAACAAAAGGUGAUCUCACAUACAUUUCAGAGAACUCUUGAUGAGCAUACAUGUUGGUCCAUGUUCUAUUAUCGCUAUGCAGAACAUCCAGAACUAUUUGUGGGAAGACAUGAUCUAUUUCCAAUCCACUGGUUGAUGACAUAUAUUCCAGGGAUAAAGUAUCUGCUCAAUUAUAAAAUGAGUAGUGGGUAUGACCAUGGGGCAAAAGCACAGGGAAUAGGAAGAAAACCAACGAGUGAAAUCUACCGUCUUGGUAUGGAGGACCUGAAGGCAUUGUCAGAAUAUUUAGGGGACAAGAAAUAUAUGUUUGGAGAUAAACCAUCUAAGAUUGAUUGUACUAUGUUUGGAGUACUUUCUCAACUAGUGUAUGUGCCUAUACCAUCUUACCCACAUAAGAUUAUGAUUGAAAAUGAAUGCAGAAACUUAAUUGAGCAUGCUGAUAGGAUGAAAGCACUGUUAUGGCCAGAUUGGAACUCUCUAUGUGAAACCAAUACAUUUGAAACAAUGGAAAAUACUGAAUGAUCAUAAGCAUAUAACACCGUGGGCUUUCAGAAAAUAAGCAUGUAUGAAUCAACUGAUCAGCAGAUCAACAAACUGUGAUACCCUGGAUCAACAAGCCACAUUACACUCUGACUUUACGGUCCGGUGGUAGUUAACAGGAAAUGACAAAACAAAAAAUGAACAUAGCCUAAUUAAAGCAGAUAUUAGAAUGAUGGCUACCCUUUCAAAUAGUUUACAUUGAAAGGGUACUCUACCCUCAGAGUAAAUGAUAGAAUCCAUAUAGUACUUACAAUCAGCUUUUACUCCAUUACUCCUGCUUGUUCUUUUUACUAGUAAACUGAAAAACACCAGAACAGUAAUUGCAAUUGUAUGUUUACUUAACAUUAGACUGGCAUUCAGAAGAGGAUCACUUUAUUUUAAAUUGUUAAAAGUAAAAGCUAGCCUCUAAUAUACAAUUGUUGACCGCUAAUCAACUAAUCAGAAUCGAGUAUUUCAAUUGAG
Owenia fusiformis is the source of this 1377-nucleotide messenger RNA. The record is from the annotation of a GenBank genome assembly. NCBI's taxonomy places the organism in Eukaryota, Metazoa, Annelida, Polychaeta, Sabellida, Oweniidae.